Molecule: messenger RNA, 1361 nt
Organism: Hyaloscypha bicolor E
Lineage: Eukaryota; Fungi; Ascomycota; Leotiomycetes; Helotiales; Hyaloscyphaceae
Exons: 2
Coding region: 24-1229 (401 amino acids)
Cellular component (GO): endoplasmic reticulum
Source: RefSeq, a predicted model, not a curated record
AGAGCAAAUCCACAACAGUGACGAUGAAGCUCUCAACAAGCUUGCUACUGCCAGCCAUUGUUGGCGCAGCAGCUGCUUCGUCGGAUGCGAGUGUCUACAUUUUCCAGCGGGACGAAUUGCCCAGGUCCUCGAAUCCCCCAACCCUGACCCCGGAGCAGGCAAGAUUGGUCUUCGCACAACGGUUAGCCACCUCACAGUAUCAUGGAUUGGGAGAUGCGAGCGAAUCCACAUUAUCGUAUAUCAACAGCUUCGGUGGCCGAAGAGGGUCGUUCUUUGAGGAUGCUGCAAACGAUACGCCGGCAGAGCUGGUGUUGAUUGUGGAGGGUGUAUCUUCAAAGACGGCACAACCUCUGAUUGAUGAGUUGUCAACCAUAAAGCCUGCUUUUGCUAUUUCAAAAGCACCAUCGAUGACUGCGAACAAGGAGUUGGUGUCGGAUAUCAACCAGCAAUGUGGACAGGGGAAGAAGAAGUGUGCACUGCAGGACGCUAUCAACCCGUUCGAUGUGUCCUGCUGGAAUGGAAAUUUAAAGAUUAUCCACUUUGACUUAAUCAAGGAGAAGAACGGUAUCGCGGAGUUGAUGUCUGCCAAGGAAAGAUUAAUUCGAUUUGCCAACAAAGGAGAGAUGAAUGUGGUUGUGGUUCUCAUGCCAGAGUCAGCGAGAUCAGCCAAGAGCCCAUCGAACCCAUACGGAAGAUACGAAAAAGUCUCGCAGAGUCCAAUUGGCCGCAGACAGACUGAGGAGCCGAUGAUCGAUGGUGUUUUCACCCCUCCUGCUUCCCGCAACAAACAAGUCAUGGCCUCGAACUCAUCGGACAACUCGACUGUUGAGCCUGCUGAGCCCAUUACUGGUGUUCCCCCGCUCUGUCACUCCUCUCACGAUGCUUGCGUAUCAGCUACAAACAACUGUUCGGGUCAUGGAGCGUGCUACAAGAAGUAUGGGAAUGCAAAAGAUGUGGGAGAUGCUCCAAGCGCAUGUUUUACCUGCGGUUGCACGCCGACAAACAAUUCCUUCACCUACGCAGGUGGUAAAAAGAAGGGCUUUACACUUGAAUACUGGGGUGGAUCGGCUUGCCAGAAGAAAGAUGUCAGUAGCCCAUUCUGGCUGAUUACCAUCUUUAGUGUGGUUAUGAUUGGUGUUGUUGGCUGGGCAAUUGGCUUGCUUUUCAGCAUUGGAGAAGAGAAGCUUCCUGGAGUGAUUGGUGCUGGUGUUUCAAGCAAGACGAGAUAAGUGAGAUGUGUCUGUUGUAUGAUUUUGACGGAAUGGGCUCGUUUCCGUGAGCUUUGCUCUGCGACGGUGGACGGCGUUUAGAAGAUUGUACUUAUUUUAGGCUUGAUGCAUGUAUAGAAGCGGAAUAGGGUC